AAAGAAUUAAGGAACAACUUUUGAAGCUUGAUCAUAGAGUAGAAAGGUUAAGGGUUAAUGGGUAAGGCUUCAGUGAUCAUCUACAUUUCCGUUGCUCUUCUACUUCUCUUCCUCAUCUCUCACUCUCCUAAAGGUCCCAAAACCAACCGCCGUCGCCGACUGAAACUCCGUUCGACCUUCACCUUCGACAAGCAGCACCAUGAACCCGUCGCAUUUGUCCCUUUAAUCGCAGACAUGGAACGUCGUCGAGAGGACAAAGAAUGGGAAAAGAGGUAUUUCGAGCAUACCCACAAAGAAUUCAUAGAAGGAGCUCCAGGAGCUGAAGCUCAACCAGAAUGGGAAGAGUUCGUAAAUGACGAGGAUUACUUGAACGAUGAAGAACGGCUCAACAUAACUAGUAGAUUAGUGUUGCUGUUUCCGAAGAUUGAUGUCGACCCGGUUGAUGGGUUUGUGACGGAAAGCGAGAUGACGGAGUGGAAUUUGCAGAAGGCGGAGAGGGAUAUGAUGCGUAGGACUGAGAGGGAUAUGGAGCUUCAUGAUAAGAAUCAUGAUGGGUUUGUUUCGUUUGCUGAGCAUAGGCCCUCCAGUUGGGUUCGAAAUUCAGAUAAUACUUCAUUUCGGUAUAAUAUGGAUUGGUGGAAAGAGGAACGCUUCAAUGCUUCAGAUGCAGAUGGGGAUGGUCUUCUGAACCCAACUGAGUUCAAUGACAUCCUGAAUCCACCUGACAGCAAUAACCCGAAGGUAAUUCGGUGGUUGUGCAAAAAGGAAGUGAGGUAUGAAGUAUGA
Messenger RNA from Telopea speciosissima, 786 nucleotides. Its product is annotated as calumenin-like. Gene Ontology annotation, cellular component: endoplasmic reticulum. The coding region runs from base 58 to 786 and encodes 242 amino acids. Gene Ontology annotation, molecular function: calcium ion binding. The transcript is spliced from 3 exons. NCBI's taxonomy places the organism in Eukaryota, Viridiplantae, Streptophyta, Magnoliopsida, Proteales, Proteaceae. The record is from RefSeq and is a predicted model, not a curated record.